GUCCCCGAACCAAGAAACUUCUCAACACAGAAAAGACAAAUAGUUGUUCUUCGUCGAUGUUAACGGGCCGUCGAAUAUUCUAUCGAAAUCGUAUUGGUAUAAUAUUAAAAGAAACAUUAAUCUUUCAACAUCGACAGAGUUAAUCAAGAAAAUUUAUUAUAUUUAUUAUAGUCUUCCGUUCUUGAUGGACCAAUCCUCGAACGGUGCGGCUUGUUAUCUAAUCGAAAAUAAUUUCCUUUAAACCACAAUUCAUAGUCGUGUCAUUAACUGCUUAACGAUCUUGUAAAUCGUCUCCCUUAAUCAUCGUUUAUAGUCAUCAGUGGUCGGUCACGUGCGUUUUGCUCGAUGUAAUUAUUUUGCGAUGUCAACGAAGUAACGUACGACGACAGAAACGUGAAACAUUGAUCGUGUAUGAAGUAAUAAUAAUAUAUUAUAUAUAUGUGUAUUUAUUUAUUCGUUGAGUAAAUGUAAAAGAAAUAUUAUUAGAUUAUAAACCGAUCGACACGUUAAUACGACGUAUGAAGAACGAAGAAAUCUGAAGAAAUAAUGAAUCGGAAAAUGAGAAUUAUUUUAGCAGAUCUAUUUCUAUUUAUAUUUUUAGGCGGAACACGGGGUGAACCUUGUACGGAGUACGGUUGUCCUGGACGACCACAAUACGAACCGUUCGUUCCAGCACCUCCAGGACACACACCGAGAUGCGCCAAGCCAGGACAAACGUUUUGUGAGUCUUUGGAUCAUUAUCCUCAACAGCUUAUAAAAUUCCUCGUCGAUAAGUGUAGUUUUGACUUCAGUACGGCAUUGAGAGAUGAGUCUCAUGAAGAUUUCAAUGCUUACAGUUCAUCACCUGAUUAUCAUCAAGGCUACGAGUAUCCACGGCAAGAUACCCCUACCUUAUAUUCACAGCCUUUGCCUAUUUUACCGUCUCACUAUCCAGUAGGUAGGCAACCAACUUUAAUAUAUGGGCCACCAUUUAAUAGUACUCAUCAUAAUGGAUACAAAUAUGCGGCACCUUCAAGACAUGAGAGAAAUCCACUUUUGGAUAUAGAAUCUUCAACGAAGUAUCAUCCACAACAACACUCAGAAUAUCCUAUAUUUUCUCAAGCGCCAUCUUUGAAAUCAUUCAAGCAGGAUCGAACGUGGUGGAUGAACAAUGGAUAUGUACGUAGCAAUAAAAUGGCACCACAAACGUUCCACGAGAAUCCGCUCUUACAGUAUGUGAACCUGAAAACGGAACGAACGAAGAGGCAAGUGAAUACGGAUACUGUCGCUCUUUGUCCAACUGAAGCGCAAUACAUCACACCAAAAGCUGCCCUUAACAAUCGAGGUAACUGGAUGUAUGUCGUUAAUCUUGCAGAACAGGACGACAAAUACUCACAACUCGUCAAAAGUGAAAAGUGUUCAACAAACACUUGCAAUGGUUUAUGCUCUCUUCCUGCUGGUUAUACGAGCACAUGCCAACAACAAUUUGUGCAAAAGAGACUGGUUGCAUUAGAGGGAAGCGGAAAUCGACUUUACACUGAUAUUUUUUGGUUCCCACAUGGUUGCUCAUGUCAUGUUAGGUUUAACGGCUUAUAAAAAUAACAUAUUUAUUAAUGAAAUUUAAAUAAUUACAAUAACAAAGGAAAAAGAAUAUCAUCAUAAAUUCCACCAUUAUCAGUAUCAUUAUCACUACAUUAUCCUAGUGAAGUCAAUAAUAAAGUAUAGUAUGAAUAAUUUAGUUAUAAUUAGAGUGAUAGAUAUUCCGAGAAGGGUAAAAAACUAUGAUAAUAUUGUGAUCAUAUUUAAUAAGAUAUUACUAAAAAUCAAUGUAAGCAAUAAUAGCAAAUUAUUAAUUUACCGAUAGUUAACAUCACCAAUGCGAUACACAAAACAAAUGGAAACUACUGUACUAUUUUGUAAGGUUGAUCAACUAUACGGUCGAUAAAACAGUUCCUUACUAUUAUCAAUAAAUUGCACGGAAAAUAGAACUGUAUUAUUACUAUAUUUGAUUUACAAAUCAGGACUUUAUUAUCAAUUGAUAAAACAAAAAUCUACUAUUACUGCCUGAUGACAAAACAGGGAUCUACUUUAGUAACUUAUAGUAAAAGAAGGAUUUUUUUAACAUUACCUAGUGACUAGACAAUCUAUUGUUGCAGCUGUUUAGUAAGUAAAACAGAGAUCUGCUAUUACCGCCUGCUCGAUUUACUGAGGUUAUAUCGAUCAGUAUAACUGCGCCCUGCCAUAUGACUUAUAAGACUAAUUUUUAGGGUGAUUCAUAUACUUUUAGUAUAGGAUAC
Molecule: messenger RNA, 2276 nt
Organism: Vespa mandarinia (Asian giant hornet)
Lineage: Eukaryota; Metazoa; Arthropoda; Insecta; Hymenoptera; Vespidae
Gene: spz5
Product: spatzle 5 Toll-1 receptor
Biological process (GO): innate immune response; central nervous system formation
Cellular component (GO): extracellular region
Molecular function (GO): Toll binding; growth factor activity
Source: RefSeq, a predicted model, not a curated record